This is a messenger RNA of Panicum hallii, 1585 nucleotides long. RefSeq lists its product as uncharacterized. The coding region runs from base 21 to 1325 and encodes 434 amino acids. Lineage: Eukaryota; Viridiplantae; Streptophyta; Magnoliopsida; Poales; Poaceae. The record is from RefSeq and is a predicted model, not a curated record. Gene Ontology annotation, biological process: endomembrane system organization. The transcript has a single exon.
GCGGCAAUCCUGGGGAGAAGAUGAAGCAGCUCUUCGGCAAGUCACUGGGGACGGUGGCGAGCCUGUCGAAGCUCCUGCCCACCGGCACCACGCUGGCCUUCCAGACGAUGGCGCCGGCCUUCACCAAGGGCGGCGAGUGCCAGGACCACGACGUCAACUUCGCCUUCACCUGGGGGCUCAUCAGCUUCCUCACCGUGCUCUGCGCGGCGCUCAGCUUCACCGACAGCGUCACCGACAAGCACGGCGUCACCUACUACGGCGUGGCCACCCCCCGGGGCUUCAAGCUCUUCAACCAGGACCUGAGGCGCCUGAAGCCGGCCGACGGCGAGAGCAUCGGCCACCUGAGGAGGAGGAUGAAGAUGAACGCGCUGGACUUCCUGCACGCCGUCGUCAGCGCCGCCGUGUUCGUGGCCCUGGCCUUCUGCGACGCCGGCGUGCAGCGGUGCCUGGUCAAGCAGGAGUCGCGGCCCUGGAAGGAUUUCCUCACCCACCUGCCGCUGGCGGUGGAGUUCCUCGCCAGCUUCGUGCUGAUCAUAUACCCCUCCAAGAGGAAAGGCAUCGGCGACGUCGCCAUCCCGGACCCGGAGGGGCCCGACACGAGCCACAAGACGCGCUGGCGCUUCGACAAGUCGCUGGUGACGGCGGCGGGCCUGUCGAAGCUCCUGCCGGCCGGCACCACGCUGGCCUUCCAGACGAUGGCGCCGUCCUUCACCAGGGGCGGCGAGUGCAAGCGCCACGGCGUCAACUUCGCCUUCACCUGGGGGCUCAUCGGCUUCCUCACCGUGCUGUGCGCGGCGCUCAGCUUCACCGACAGCAUCACGGACAAGGACGGCACCUACUACGGGAUAGCCACCCUCAGUGGCUUCAGGCUCUUCGACCAUCACCCUACUAGGGAGGGGGAAGAGGAGUGGGAGGAAUUGAAGAGGAGGAAGAGGAUCAAGCUGCGGGACUGCUGGCACGCCCUCCUCAGCGCCGCCGUGUUCGUGGCGAUCGCCUUCUGCAACGCCGGCGUGCAGGGGUGCCUGGUCCCCAAGGAGUCGAGCCAGUGGAGGGAGUUCUUAACCCUCCUGCCGCUGGCGGUUGGGUUCGUCGCCAGCUUCGUCUUCAUCAUCUUCCCCUCCAACAGGAAAGGCAUCGGCCAAGAAGGCGCUUUGACCCUGGAUCAGGUCGAAGCGAAGAAAGACGAGGCCAACAACGACACCACCGCCGCCGCCGCCGCCACCACCACCACCACCAAGACAUGGAAGAAGAGCUCCGUCAGCACCCAAGUUGCUCCAUCGUCGUCGACGGCCCGUGAUGAACAGCCUGGCUCGGUUCCCGUCUGACGCCGUGUGCCGUCGUCGAUCUCAUCAGUAGCAGCUGGUAUGCAUGGUGAGUGUUGUUGCGUGAAUGCAUGAUGAGGGCUUGCACAAGGUGAGGUGUGCUUUGUUUGUCUUCUUUAAAUAAAGCCUGCUGCCGAAAUGGAAUCAAGGCGGCAUGUUUGUCUUUGUUAAUUCCCCCCUAAAAGCUUCAUCCUUGGUCUCAUUUCAGUAUGGUGUGCUUGUACUUUUCAGUUCUUCAGAGUGUGGAAUAAGAUUUUAUGAUU